GCAGAGAGGGGGGGAGAGCGCAGACAUGCUCAGGUGUUCUUCUGACGAGCUGUCUGAGGGUUACAUUGCGCAGGCUGUUUCUUUGUUUUUAAAGGACAGAUUCGAGGAAAGGCUGAAGUACAAAGAAACUUUGAGGACAGAAACAUCCGGGAUAUUCUUUAUUUUUCAGGCGUGAAGAUGCGAAUCUGUGUGACCUUUCUCCUGGUUUACUGAGGAUUUAAAUGUGUUUUUACAGUUGAGGUUUUUAUGGAUAUUUUGAGUCGAAUAACAGGUGGUUUAAAUUGGCGCAGCGAGAGGAUAGAAAUACACAGAGUCUUCUUCGGUGUUCAGGAGCAGAUGUUGAUGUUGAUAACGCUAUUUGUACCGGUGCUGCUUCUGCGUCUGGUCCAAGGCGAGCCCGGGUCUCUCCUGACCUUCAGAGACACUGACCCGAUCACUGGCAGGUCGGUGGAGUGCGAUCGGUGCCCCCCGGGGUCCUACCUGCGUGCUGGCUGCACCGAGACGCUCAAGAGCGAGUGCUCACCGUGUCCGACAGGCUCGUUCACGGAGCUGUGGAACUACAUUGGGAAGUGUCUGCGCUGCGGGGUGUGCGGACACAACCAGGUGGUGAAGACGGAGUGCAUGGCGGACAGUGACUGUCAGUGUGAGUGCAGUCUGGGAUACUACUACAAGAGGAAGUACGACGCGUGCCUGCACCACAGCGAGUGUCCGUCCGGGCAUGAAGUGCUGACUCAAGGUACAGCCGAUGAGGACACGGUUUGCCGAGUUUGUCCCAACGGCACGUUCUCCGACACCGUCUCUUCUCUCAAGAACUGCACGGCGCACAAAAGCUGCAGCGCCCCGGGGCUGCACGUGGUGCUGAGGGGCUCCACGUGGCACGACAGCGUGUGUAUGACCUGCGACCAGUCGGCAUCGAAAGACGGAGCGGACUACCUCAAAGAAAUCAUCCCGUCUUUCUUCAUCCACCAGAAAAUGAUGGUCAGGAGGCUGCGCCACAUCCUGCGCAAGCUCCCAUCUGAGGAUGGCAGAAAACACGAAGGAGUCUCCGGAAUGCACACGUCAGAACUCCACCAGCGGAUUAAUGCUUGGGUCGCCGCUGCCACGGCGCCGCACAUCCGGCAGCUUCCUGCGAUCCUGACCAAAACAGGAGCGGUCAGCGCCGGAGAGCGUCUGCAGCACAAGCUGCACAGGAUCGACGCUCAUGUGGCCGAGCUGUGCGGUUUGAAUGACGGGGCGGACGCAGCCCGGGGGUCAGAGUAGAAAACAGCGGUGUAUCUUCCUCUUCUUACGUCUCCAGUCUCGACCUCAUGUGCACUCCUGCUUGUUCAGAAAGUCAUGUAUGUUGGUGUGUGGCCUCGUGUGUGUGCUGACGUCUUAAUUUAUUUAGGAGCCACUUGGCAGAGCUUGUUGUGUUUUUGUACAUAAAGAAUGUUUUUGAUCACGUGCAGCUUCUUCAAUAAAGAUCAUAAAUCUGA
Labrus mixtus (cuckoo wrasse) is the source of this 1475-nucleotide messenger RNA. Its product is annotated as tumor necrosis factor receptor superfamily member 6B-like. The transcript is spliced from 4 exons. The record is from RefSeq and is a predicted model, not a curated record. The coding region runs from base 247 to 1260 and encodes 337 amino acids. Lineage: Eukaryota; Metazoa; Chordata; Actinopteri; Labriformes; Labridae. Gene Ontology annotation, molecular function: protein binding.